Molecule: messenger RNA, 3168 nt
Organism: Myripristis murdjan (pinecone soldierfish)
Lineage: Eukaryota; Metazoa; Chordata; Actinopteri; Holocentriformes; Holocentridae
Gene: purbb
Product: purine-rich element binding protein Bb
Exons: 1
Coding region: 50-961 (303 amino acids)
Biological process (GO): regulation of transcription by RNA polymerase II
Cellular component (GO): nucleus
Molecular function (GO): DNA-binding transcription factor activity, RNA polymerase II-specific; purine-rich negative regulatory element binding; RNA polymerase II transcription regulatory region sequence-specific DNA binding
Source: RefSeq, a predicted model, not a curated record
GGCCGUGUGCACGCAGAAAGAAUCUACGCAGGAGAGAGGGAGAAGUUGAAUGGUGGAGCUGAAGAUGGCGGAUGGCGACAGCGGGAGUGAGCGCGGUGGGAGCAGCGGGGGAGGCGGUGGAAGCGGCUUCCAGCACUUCCAGAGGGACCAGGAGACCCAGGAGCUGGCGUCCAAGCGCCUCGACAUCCAGAAUAAGCGCUUCUACCUGGACGUCAAGCAGAACAACAAGGGCAGGUUCAUCAAAAUCGCCGAGGUUGGGGCCGGGGGCUCCAAAAGUCGCCUGACACUCUCCCUGUCAGUGGCGGCGGAGUUCCGCGACUACCUUGGGGAUUUCAUUGAGCACUACGCCCAACUUGGGCCUAGCAGUCCGGAGCAAAUCGCCCAGUCCACUGUUGGAGAGGACGGCGGGCCCCGGCGAGCUUUGAAGAGCGAGUUUCUCGUCCGGGAGAACCGCAAAUACUACCUGGACUUGAAAGAGAACCAGCGGGGGAGGUUCUUGCGGAUCCGGCAGACCGUUAACCGCGGACCGGGGUUUGGAGUCGGGGGCCCAGUGGGCGGCAUGCUAGCCGGGCAGACCAUAGCCCUUCCGGCCCAGGGGUUAAUUGAGUUUAGAGACGCCCUUGCCAAGCUUAUUGAUGAUUACGGAGGAGACGACGAGGAGCUGGCCGGGGGAACCGCGGCCGGCGGCUAUGGCGAGCUUCCCCAGGGCACGACCAUCAUCGUGGACUCCAAACGCUUUUUUUUCGACGUCGGAUCCAACAAAUACGGAGUGUUCCUGCGGGUCAGCGAGGUGAAGCCGAGCUACAGGAACUCUAUCACCAUCCCGUUCAAAGCCUGGGGCAAGUUUGGAGGGACUUUCUGCAGAUACGCCGAGCUGAUGAGGGAGAUCCAGGAGAGGCAGCAGGAUAAAAUGUACGAGAGGAGAGAUGAGUCUGAGGGAGAUGACGUGGAUGACGACUGAGAAAUUUGUUAGGGAAACAGCUGAUAGUUCAGUUCAGUGAGAUCCGCAAUAGGGGUAUUUUGCAAAAAAAAGAAAAAAAAAUGACGCAGAAACGACAGAAUUAAAGUGCAUGACGAAUCGUGCUGUAAUAGUCUACUAAAAUAUGAUGGCGUUAAAAAAAGAAGUACAUUUGCAGGGAACUAUUGGUUUAUUAUUCUGAAGUCUGUGCUGAGGGGUUGGAUUGGUUGUGAGAAUCUCAGAAAGUGCUAGUCAUGGACUAAAUGUGUAAAUGAGAUUAUUUUCGUUGGUUGAAAAAGUGAUUUAUGCUUUAUAAACACAAAGGAAAGAGAGAACCUACUAAAACCAGCAAUUUGGUUUUUAUAACUAGAAAAAAGCCAAAAUCUUUCUUGUUGUUGCAACAUAGUUUAUAUUUAAAGAGUAAGGAGUCUACCGUGACCCAAUUGUCAUAGAUAUUUCCAUUGCUCCUUGUAAGGAGAGAACCAGCAUCCAUUGUAUUCCUGUUCCAGUCCAGGUCUCUCCUUUGUGGGCAGUAUGUGGGAUUCUUGCAAGUUAGUCAGAUGAGUCUGAGAGGAAUGUAUAGAAAGCAGCUGUCACUCUGUGGAGGAUUGCAUUUGACGUGUUAACAGAUGGAGAGCUGUGUAACAUGGGCUGUGCAUUUGCAGGCCCUUAAAUGAAAAGAUUACCCAAAAUGUUACAGGAAGUUACUGAGAGGAUUAUGUGUAAGCCCCCCCCAAAACAAGGGCCUCUCUGAGACUAAAUUCAAGCUUUGACCUCACAUUGAUAAUUGCUGUCUUUGCCACAUUCAAACACAGAAAAUAAGAAGAACGGAUCAGUUUGGACGUUUUACAUUUUAUUACAGUCUCAGCAAUAUACAGAGUACCGCCCCUUAUUUAAGUGAACGUGUUGCAGCAUCUGUUAAGAUCUGCUCAGCAUGGAAAAGCAAUGAGUUCCCUCACACCAGUGCAUCCCUGGUGUGUGAGAAUGACAGCUCUGAAAAACCAACAAGCAGAGAGAGGACGCGUCCUGUGUGUGCUUAGUGGGAGCCAGCUCCACAAGGAACAACAUAAGUUAUGGGACCUUUUGAUGCACAUUUACUCCCACAGCCACUAGGGUCCAAAUGUCCUGCAGUUAAGAGGGGAGCGUUGCUUCAGAUGGGAUGAAGCUUCCCCGGCCCUCCAGCUCUGCUCCUAGAGCCGGUGGACUGUGGAGCGUCAGUGACAAGUCACCAUCAGCCUCUCCAUGGUGGUCAGAGCUGGAAAGGCAGCUCUCUUGCCAGCACCUGGCCACACACUGGCUUAGCUUACAACAGCUGACUACACACAAAGACUCUGGACAGAAACGCAUGGAUGGAUGUUGUUUUGUUUUUUGUUUUCUUUUUUUUUCUUUUCAAAAGAGAACUAUAUUGAAAUGAGAAUAUACUUAUAAGAAAGAAAGUACUGAACAAAGCAGCAAAAGAUAUUUUGAAAUACUUAAAAAAGCAAAAAUGUAUGUUGUAAAUUAAUUUCAAGACAAAGUAAAUAAAUAAAAGGCUAAUUUCGUAAAAAAACAAAAAACAAUGCUGCAACUGAAACUUCCAGGAUUUUUUAAAAAUUCACAUGAAUUUUCUUAGAGUGAAAGUAUAACAAUUCAUUAAUUAAAACAAGAUCAAUUGCAAUACUCCUAUGUUGUGACUGUAUAUUUUUAAAAAGCCCCACUCUUUCCUGCCUUCACUACCACCUUCAAGAGAUGAGUCUUCUCUGUGCCCUAAUUUUUUGAAGGUGAGCAGGAAGAGGUCAUAUUGUAAUUAUUAAUGAAAUGAGCUUAUAUUUUGAACAAUAGCCUAAAUAUUGCAAUGUUUUAUGGUCUUUUACAAUGUUAAAUGUUAUCGUCAGUCAGGCAUCUGCAUUGACAUGCAGUUGUCCUUUUGCUGGCUGACCUCUUUAAUAGGUUUUUUGCUAACAUUUACCUAAGCUUGCAUGAUCCAAUUGAUGUGGAACAGAGCAAUGCCUCCUGGGAAGCGAUAUCCAGGAUGUCGCUUAGAGGUCAGGCUGAAAUAGGGAUGUCACCAUUCCACAAUAUUGGCAGCUGAUACCAUGCCAGCAAAAUUACAAAAUUCUCAAUAGCACAGCAAAAACAAAUCCUAUUUGCUUUAUUUGACUUGGUACCAAAGUAUUGAUUCUUGUUACAUCCCUAGUCUGAAGAAUAAAAAACACCAUAUCCUAAGGCAA